AUGCAGCUCCUCUCCACGCUCCUCUUCCUCGCCCCGGCGCUCGCCUCGCCCAUUGCCCCCCGCGACGAGCCGACCUGCGGCCAAAAGUCCGGCAAGCUCUCCGAGUGGACGCUGACCGACUUCGACUUCCACGCCAGCUACAUCUUCACGACGCCCGCGCACCAGAACUCGUGGGGCUACGUCAGCUUCAACGUCUCCAACCCGGUGCUCGACUACACCGUCUCCUGCUCCGCCGCGAGCAGCCGCCUCAACGACUUCUUCUACGGCGAGAUGGUCUACGACUGCAAGGCCCCCGACGGCGAGAGCGCCACGACGUCCUUCACCUUCAGCCGCCCCGACGGCGCGCUGGCGCUGAACCAGAGCUGGACGUGCAACGAUGACCCCAAGUACCCGGCUCGGUAUACCGCAAAGGGCGGCGCCGUCGCUGAUCUCUCGUGCGAGGAGACGAGCUGGCAGAACCUGAACUGGACCAUUGGCGAGGUCUACUCGAGGCGCGAGAUCAAGUGCGACAAGAUCACGCUGCCCACGCCCAUCACUGAGAUUUCCGCCGUCGCGUAA
Messenger RNA from Colletotrichum chrysophilum, 558 nucleotides. RefSeq lists its product as uncharacterized. The transcript is spliced from 2 exons. NCBI's taxonomy places the organism in Eukaryota, Fungi, Ascomycota, Sordariomycetes, Glomerellales, Glomerellaceae. The coding region runs from base 1 to 558 and encodes 185 amino acids. The record is from RefSeq and is a predicted model, not a curated record.